UAUCGGCUGACCCUGUUAAGAUUUCAAGUCAGGAUUUAUUUUUUUGCCUCAGCGAAAGUUUAUCUGUUGAACUUUGGAGCUUGAAUAAGUGGGAAGAAAAGGCACCAGUAUUUUUUGUACCGCAGUCACUGUUUAUAAAUCAGUGUAGGAUUUUACUGAACGGAAUUUUUUUUGAUAGUUUUACAAAUUGGAUACACGUCGCCGAAGUGAGUUUUUCUGAUCGUCUGCUCGAAGACAACGCCACGGAACCGGGAGAUACAAUAACUCAAGGAGAGUUACACUUCAGAUCUGCUCUCGAUCCGUAGCUGUGGAAACGUAUUUCUAUUUUGUUGGAGUCUUUAAUUGGUUUUUACCAAACGGGAUUUUCUACUUGGGACCCCAAAACGCGGGAAGUUUGUGGACGUCGCGGCUAGGUUUGAGAGUUGAGAAACCGGCAUCGUCGAGAGGAGGAAACUUUUCACCAUGGCUAAUUUAUUCUACCUCAUCACCGUGAUGGUGAUGGCAUUAGGAGAACUUGGGUUUGUAAACACGCAAUACCUUCCACCAAGCGGAAUGAACUAUAUGGAACAACAGCAACAACAGUACCAGUACGGAACAGGAGGAGGGGGUGGGGUAGCGGAGCCCAUGGCCAUACCGGUCAGGACGUCGGGCCUGCCCCUUGUAUCGACCGGGAAUGAGCUAGGCGCUGGAAUGCCACAUGUGUGCCCCUACCAGGAGCCCUCCAUGAUCGGACAUCAAAGGCCCUGCGUGAAAGCUUACACAAGAAUGGUGAAAGUAUGGAGGCCAAAUUGUGGCUAUUCUGGACAAUGGUGUGUCGGCUAUGAAAGGAGGACUGCAUACUACACUUCAUACCGUCUGGUUUAUGAGAACUCCUACGUCACACGCUACAAAUGUUGCCACGGCUGGUCCCGAUUCAACGGUGAAUCAGGCUGCAUGUAUCGUAAGUACACAUCAUUCAUGUUCAUUGAAAAGGUUUGA
This is a messenger RNA of Asterias rubens (European starfish), 978 nucleotides long. Its product is annotated as multiple epidermal growth factor-like domains protein 6. Bases 463 to 978 code for a protein of 171 amino acids. Gene Ontology annotation, molecular function: protein binding. The record is from RefSeq and is a predicted model, not a curated record. Lineage: Eukaryota; Metazoa; Echinodermata; Asteroidea; Forcipulatida; Asteriidae. The transcript has 3 exons.